UCCUCAGUACGUCGGGGAAGACAAGGCGUGCUUUCUUGCGAUGGUCAUAUGGUGGACAUCCCCCGAGUACGCCCGGAAGCACGAGGAGGGCAAGCUGAAGCGUUUAGAGAUGGGAGGUGGAUCACAUGUCCUGGGCAGCAAGAACUUGGCCCUUACCUUGCAGCAAGAGGAAGUGAAGACAGGCGUGACACCAAACUUGUUUGGCCUUUUCCAAAAGUCCAAGACCAGGAGGGAGCCGCAUCCUGAAACGGGGUCCGUGUGGGUCAACGGGCUAGCGGAGGCCCAGUGUGGCGCGUACCGCUCGUCGUUCAAGGCCAAGCACGGCGAAGACGCCGACCCAACCACCGAAGACUUUGAUGUUGAGGUUGCGGUGCUUGCGGGACAAGGCAAGAAGGGUGGCCGCCUAUGGAUUGCUGACGGGUUAGUCGACCCAAAGACCAUUCCAUCUCUACGCCAGAUCCGUCGUGGGCGUACGAGCGAGCAGCCUCGGGUAGAGACCCGCCCACGGGCUUCGGACCUAGCUAUGGAGAAGUUACGGGUAAGUUCUUCGUCGAUCCUCUACGCUUCAUUACAUGUUUUCCAUUGCAAUGUUACUGACAUCGCGGCAACACAACGUAGGCGGAGAUGGAAGAAAGGGAACGGAGGCACCAAGAGGAGCAGAUGCGAGAUGCAGCAGCAGCUUAGGGAGAACAUGCGGAUGCAGCGAGCAGAUGUUGCAGCAGAUGCAACAACAGCAACAGAUGUUCUAGCAGAUGUUCAUGAACCAGGCCGUGCUGACUUCCCCACCGGGGAGUAG
This is a messenger RNA of Lolium perenne, 796 nucleotides long. NCBI's taxonomy places the organism in Eukaryota, Viridiplantae, Streptophyta, Magnoliopsida, Poales, Poaceae. The record is from RefSeq and is a predicted model, not a curated record.